AUGGUGAAAGAAAAUAGCGAAGGGUUAUACGUCACCGUCCCGAGUUUUUUCCGAUGUCCGAUAUCCAUGGACGUCAUGAAGUCUCCGGUGAGCCUCUGCACCGGAGUGACAUACGAUAGGAGCUCCAUUCAGACUUGGCUGGGCCAAGGCCACAAGACCUGCCCCGCCACCAUGCAGGUCCUACAGUCCACUGACGUUGUCCCUAACCUCACCCUUCGCCGCCUGAUCCAUAUCUGGUCCGACUCACUGGAUUCUAAUGUCGCCUCUACUUCAUCAACUCCGAUCAUCUCGAAGCAACAAGCCGUAGAUUUUAUCAAAAGCUUCGCUAACAAGAAAGCCGAUAACUAUUCCUGUAAUCUUUCUAAAAUCGUGGAUUUCGCGAAGUUCUCCGACGAUAAUCGAGAAUUUCUGGUGAAUCUGAACUAUUUUGUCCCGAUUACAGUUGCAGUUCUGAAAAAUGCUGCUGAUGAAAUUCACAUUUGUGAAUCGGUCAUCGCACUGUUCGAUUUGACUUUAUCUGAAAAAGGAGUCAAAGAGCAACUGAAUACAUCACUAAUCAAAGGUGAUCGAGACUGUUUAUCUCCAUUCAUUUUACUUCUUCGGAAAGGAAGCUUAAAUUCGAAGAUUCAAUCAGCUAGGGUUUUGGAUUCAAUCGCGUUAGACGCCCAAUCUCAACGCAUAAUCACCGAAAAACAAGGUUUACUGUACGAACUGUACCGUUUAAUUACCUCCGAGACCGAUCGGACCGCUCUCGAAGCCGUUUUGUCAUUGCUAAUCACAAUAUCAACCUCCAGACAUGUGAAAAAAGAGCUCGUCCGAUUCGGAAUCGUACCGACCGUAGGGAAAAUCCUCUCCGGUUCUGAUUCAGCCGGAACGACCAUGGACGAGAAGGCUUUGAAGCUGCUUGAAAUGGUGGCCACCUGUACGGAAGGACGGACGGCGAUCUGCGACGACGAGAGAUGCAUAACUGCGAUUGUGCAUAGGUUGAUGAAGUGUUCGAGUGUGGCGACGGAGCACGGUGUUACGGUGAUCUGGAGGGUGUGUUGUUUAGCGCGUGAUAAAAAAGCGCGUGAGGUGGUCAUGAGAUCAAACGGUUUGACCAAAAUGUUGCUGGUGAUGCAGAGUGGUUGCUCUGGGAGGGUUGAUGAAGUGUUCGAGUGUGGCGACGGAGCACGGUGUUACGGUGAUCUGGAGCGUAGUGGUUGCUCUGGGAGCGUGAGCCAGAUGUGUGCCGACUUGGUCAAGGUGUUACGGGUUAAUUCCAAGUCGUGUUUGGCGGUAUAUGACACUAAGACCACUCAUAUCAUGCCGUAUUGA
This is a messenger RNA of Ilex paraguariensis (yerba mate), 1317 nucleotides long. The record is from the annotation of a GenBank genome assembly. Lineage: Eukaryota; Viridiplantae; Streptophyta; Magnoliopsida; Aquifoliales; Aquifoliaceae.